CCCUGUGGAACUAGAAUGAGUCCUCUCCUUGGGGCCUUGGGCGGGAGGCAGAAGGAUGUCAGAGGGACCAGUUGCCUAGCAUUUGGCCUGUUUUCCCCACUGGGCAGUGUGGAGCAGAGAGGAGCCCACGGGAGAUGGCCCCUGGGGACAGGCUGUCGGGGUACCCCUGGGAGUGACAUUCUGUUUGGAGUCCGGUGCUGUGCCCGAGAGGUGCUGGUCCCCGAGGGGCCACUGUACCGCGUGGCUGGCACAGCCAUCUCCAUCUCCUGCAAUGUCACUGGCUAUGAGGGACUUGACCAGCAGGACUUUGAGUGGUUCCUGUACAGGCCCGAGGCCCCAGAGGCUGCACUGGGCAUUGUCAGUACCAGGGAUAGCCACUUCUCCUAUGCUGUCUUUGGGCCCCGCGUGGCAGCUGGUGAGGUACAGGUGCAACAUCUGCAGGGUGAUGCUGUGGUGCUUAAGAUCACCCGCCUGCAGGCCCAGGACGCUGGCGUUUAUGAGUGCUACACACCCUCCACUGAUGCCCACUACCUGGGCAGCUACAGCGGCAAGGUGGAACUGAGAGUUCUUCCAGAUGGGCUACAGGUGUCUGCUACCUCCCCAGGGCCCCGAGGCCGCCAGGCCCCGACUUCUCCCCCUCGCCUAACAGUGCAUGAGGGGCAGGAGCUGGCACUGGGCUGCCUGGCACGGUCAAGCACACAGAAGCACACACACCUGGCGGUGUCCUUUGGACGAGCCAUGCCCGAGGCGCCGGUGGUGCGAGGGACUCUGCAGGAAGUGGUGGGACUUCGGCCUGACCUGGCUGUGGAGGCCGGUGCUCCCUAUGCUGAGCGGCUGGCUGUAGGGGAGCUGCGGCUGGGCAAGGAGGGGGCUGAGCGGUACCGCAUGGUGGUGGGGGGCGCCCAGGCGGAGGAUGCUGGCACCUACCACUGUACUGCCACUGAGUGGAUUCAGGAUCCUGAUGGCAGUUGGGCCCAGAUUGCGGAGAAGAGAACUGUCCUGGCCCAUGUGGAUGUGCAGACACUGUCCAGCCAGCUGGCAGUGGCAGUGGGGCCUGGUGAACGUCGGAUUGGCCCAGGGGAGCCCUUGGAACUGCUAUGCAAUGUGUCAGGGGCACUACCCCCACCAGGCCGUCAUGCUGCGUACUCUGUGGGCUGGGAGAUGGCACCUGCAGGGGCACCUGGGCCUGGCCACCUGGUAGCCCAGUUGGACACAGAGGGUGUGGGCAGCCUGGGCUCUGGCUAUGAGGGCCGGCACAUUGCCAUGGAGAAGGUGGCAUCCAGAACCUAUCGGCUACGGCUGGAGGCUGCCCGGCCUAGUGAUGCAGGCACUUACCGCUGCCUUGCCAAGGCCUACAUCCGAGGGUCUGGGGCCCGGCUUCGUGAAGCAGCCAGUGCCCGCUCCCGGCCCCUCCCAGUGCACGUGCGGGAGGAAGGUGUGGUGCUGGAGGCUGUGGCGUGGCUGGCAGGAGGCACAGUGUACCGCGGGGAGACCGCCUCCCUGCUCUGCAACAUCUCUGUGCGGGGUGGGCCCCCAGGGCUGCGGCUAGCCACCAGCUGGUGGGUGGAGCGACCUGAGGAUGGGGAGCUGAGCUCGGCCUCUGCCCAGCUGGUGGGUGGCGUAGGCCAGGAUGGUGUGGCAGAGCUGGGGGUCCGGCCUGGAGGAAGCCCUAUCAGCGUGGAGCUUGUGGGGCCCCGAAGCCACCGGCUGAGACUACACAGCUUGGGGCCUGAAGAUGAAGGCGUGUACCACUGUGCCCCCAGCGCCUGGGUGCAGCAUGCCGACUAUAGCUGGUACCAGGCAGGCAGUGCCCGCUCAGGGCCUGUCACAGUCUACCCCUACACGCAUGCCCUGGACACCCUGUUCGUGCCCCUGCUGGUGGGUGCAGGUGUUGCUCUAGUCACCGGCGCCACUGUCCUUGGUACCAUCACCUGCUGCUUCAUGAAGAGGUUGAGAAAACAGUGAUUCCUCACCCCCCCCCAGGGUUGGCUGUGUCUUCCCUACCAUGAGGCUGUAAGAAGCUGGGCGUUGUGGCACUAUUCUGGAUGACCCAAGCCUCUUUCCACCACAAACACCAUCUGGCCUCUGUGGGCCAUGCCACCCACCCCAGGAAUGGACACCUGGAUUCCAUCUGCUGCCUGAGCUGUCAGUGUUGAGCCAGUUCUUGUUGGGACUUCUACUCGGAGAGGGGAGCACAGAAAGGGGGGUCCUCACUCUCAGGUUCUCCCAGGUUAUAGGGCACAGGCUUCCAGCAGUGCCCUUUCUGAAUUCCCUGUACUACUCUGCCCUCUCAUUCUGCUGGUCCAUCUUGUCUUGGACAUGACUCCUCCCACCAGCCCUGGGGCCUCAGUCUUUUUCUUCCUGAUCUUCAUUAUUCUGUCUGACAGCAGCAGAAUAGAAGCUCCAGAACACAGCUGCCUGGAUGGUGGGUAAGUCAGGGGAGGCCUGUGUGCCCAAGGAGCCCCUGCAUACACCACCCCACCCAGGCCUUGCCUCACCCCUCUGCAUAAGAAUUCUCUGAUCUUAGAAUUCUUACUGCAUUGCACCUUAAGAGGCACUCAGUUUACCUCUUUUAAUUCAUUUAUUUAAACGCUUAUCGAGCAUUACUCGUUUGCUAGUGUUAUUUUUAAAGAUGGGGAGAGUGAGGCCCAGAGAAGUGAUAUGACUUACCCAGAAUCAUAGAGCUAAUUAGUGACAGGGUCACAACUAGAACCCAGGUCUCCUGACUCCUUGCACUGUAUGCAAUAGUGCCCUGAGUGGUGACUAAGUGGCAAGGAAAGGUAUGGCAGGGUCUCAGUAACUUCUAUCCAGGCUCAGUUUCUCUGCCCAUUCAAUUGCAAUGGAUUAACUACUGUGAAAGAGAGAGAGAGAGACAGAGAGACAGAGAGAGAGACAGAGAGAGAGAGAGAGAAAAUGUGUGUGUGUGUGUGUACAGACAGCCCAUUCCCUCCUGCCUAUACUCCAGCUUUUUCACUGAAUUAAGCCAAAAUGACAUUCCAUCCUGCAUCCCAACAUUUGUUCUUGGGGGAACAGGUGACACCAGGGUUCUGGGACCUCAUCUUUGACUGAUGGUGACUCAGGUGGCCCUGUGACCUGAGGCAAAGACGUCCUCUCUGAGUGGACCCAAACUGGCAUGGGCUCUCUCCAAGACCCCCAUUCCUGCUUCCAGGAGGCACAGGUCCCACAGGACCUUAGCUUCCCAGCCUGGAAUGGAGCAGACGUGGGUGCUUUCCCCCAAAGGGCUCAGACUUUUAUUAAAGGACAGGAGUGGGUUGUAGCCAGUAUUGGAGGGCAUGCCUGCCUGGGCACACACUUUUCUCCUACGAGGCCAGCCUCAGGUCCCCUCUACCUCUGUCCCUUCUCAGCUUGCGAUUGAUCUUCCCUUCACCAUCCUGGGGGGCAAGCCCUGGUGACUGGAAUGACACCAAAAGGGGUGGUCAGGGGAUGGGAAUAGUGUCUGAAGGGGCCCCUAUCCUAGCUGGACAGAUAGCAGGCCACAGACCUAGACAGAUGUUAGACACCUUCUCUCUCACAUUCUCUCCCACAUUUAACCCUGCCUCCAAAGUCCUGCAAGGGCAUGUCCAGUAUGUUUGCUAUAGCAUCUUUCCUGCAGACAUCUUUGCUGCAAGAAUUUUUGCCCCAAACAUUUUCACCACAUAACUAACUGGCCAUAAGGUAAUUUUGCUGUGAGAGAGAUAAAAAUAACUGGUUGACAGGUUGUGUGUGUGUGUGUGUGGUUGGUUGAAUUUGUCCAUUGACAAAUCAACCACCUUUAGUGGACUUAAUAUAUUUAAGCUAGUUGUAAUUUUGGUUUCAUUUUUUCACUGAUAAAAUUCUCACAGUUACUCUCAUUUUUACAUUAUAUAAAUCUUAGGUAUGGUGCUGGUCUUAAAAUAGUUAGCAUUUCUUCCCGAUGACGAUAUGUCCCAACAGUUGCUUUCUUAUUUUGAAACACACUACAUUGGGAGGAGAGAGGCCAAGGGCCCUCUUUGAAAGUGCAGAGUUGAGCCCACAUUUCCCACAGAAAUAAGACAAGUGCUUAGGUACAAACACAAAAUAAAAUAAGUUAUUUAUGCAGUAUUGCCAUGAAUCUACACACUUUUAAAUGUAUUCAAAUACUUUGUAUUUUGCAAUAAAGUCUUUAAUUUUGUUAAGUUCUUUUUUCCAGUAAAAUUACCUUAUAACCAAUUAGGUACAUGGUGAAAAUGUUUGCAGCCAAAAUGCUUGCAGCAAAGAUGCUCCUGUGAAAGUAAGAACCUAUAAGGUAUUCCCCCCUUUGUCACUUCCUGCUCCAACUCCCCACCACCUCUGCAGGAAUCCCCUCAAGGUCUGCUUACUGCCUCCUCCUAUCAGUCUGCCUACUUAGCUUCCCCAAACACCAUCUCUAGUUGUCACUACCCUAUUUCUAUUGACAGGUGAGUCCCUGGGCCCAGAGUUAAACUUGUCAGCCUGGAUUUCAGGGUACCCUUUACCUACACAAUAGACUCCACCCUUUCUAUUUCAGUCUCCACCCCAAGGAUCCUCAUCUUCUCUUCAGCUACUCUUCAGCUUGUAUGCCCCAUCUCCUGAUACAACCCCCAGGUCUUUGCUUAUGGCAGUGGUUCUCAAACUGUAGUUCCAUUCCAGCAGCAUCAGCAUGACCUGGGAACUUAUUAGAAAUGCAAAUAUUUGGUCUCCAUCCCAGACCUAUUAAGUCAGAAGGUCUGGGAGUGGGACAGCAGUGUUUCCACAAGCCCUCCAGGUGACUCUGAUGCUAUAGCUGCAGGCUUAGCUCCUUCUCUGUGCCUUGCUCAACCCCUAGCUUUCUGAUUACCAAACCCUCCUACCCCUGCUUGGAGAGACUGCUCAGGUUCUUCAUUUGAAACAGUUGCCAUGGGCAUAUUUCUCUGUUUCUCCCAUGUGCACUGUAUUCCAAAAUAGGAAACGGGUCUGUGGAGACAGAGUCCCAGGGAGCAGUUUUCAGGCUCUCAGCCUCACGUGGAAAGGUGCUGGCUUGCUUAGUAGAUGGCCAUCAGCUGUAACUAGUUGGCCAUCAGCUGUAGCCUGUUAACC
Molecule: messenger RNA, 5052 nt
Organism: Rhinolophus ferrumequinum (greater horseshoe bat)
Lineage: Eukaryota; Metazoa; Chordata; Mammalia; Chiroptera; Rhinolophidae
Gene: IGSF8
Product: immunoglobulin superfamily member 8
Exons: 8
Coding region: 16-1965 (649 amino acids)
Source: RefSeq, a predicted model, not a curated record